UGUAAGUGGAGAAAGGACGGAGGUGGAACAAAAGGGUUUCAAAAAGGAGCGCAUCAGGAAAAAGCUCUCAAUCAGAUUUGUUUGGAUUUACCAAAACUCUCCUCUCAUGGAUGACCCUUUGGAUUUCGAGCUACAAGAUGACCUUCUCGUACCACUUCCUAUCAACAAGAAGCGGAAGAAGGUUAUUGGGUUGGAUGAUCUUCUUAAUGAACACUACAAAGAACAGGAGAAGCUUGCAGAGAAGCAGAAGAAGCAGGCAAAGAAAAAGGCUAAGGCAAAUGAAAAGAAGAAAUACGAUGAUGAAGAUCGUAAGGAAGCUCAUUUGAAUAGGCUAGUUGAGAAAUGUCACAAUCAGUUGAAAGCCUUUGGAGAAGAAAAUGAAAUUCCAGUUUGGGGGGUAGAAGUUUUUGGUGAACAGAAACCCUUUCCCCGUUUGGACUUUCCUGACCUCGGAAGUUGUAACUUUAUACAAUCUUUUUUGAACAACAGACUAAAUUCUGUGGUCGAGUUGGCUGCUGACAAAGGUGAUAGCUUUCUUGAAGGGUUACUAGUCAAUGGUUGGCUUUCAAAAUUAGCUUUUCUUUCCGGCCAUGUUGAGAAACCUGUAGCUUUAUGGGCCUUUAACUCAAUGUUAUAUUCAUCAAAAGAAGAGCUCCAGAACUCUUCCAGCGACUUUUGGUGUGAAAUUCUCUCUUCUGGAAAUGAGGCUGAUCAAUUUUCUGUCAAAGUUGAUUGGUUUCCUGAGUACAAAGAUUUGAGAAGUGCUCUUGACACUUACGGGUUUCUCUUUAAGUUUUCAUCCAGUGCUGCGCAUGAAAGUUCAGAUUCUAACAAUGGAGGUCCACCCCAAAAUAUUAGAGCCUGGAUCAGAUUUGUCACUUACUGUUGCCGGAUAAAGAGUAAAAAAGCUAUCCUCUCUACUAUUGAAGCUGAAGAGAUAGUUGAAAUUAUUAUAUGUAUGUUCCUAGAUCGCCGGUUCCAGGGGUUGUUGGUGCUUUUAUAUGACUGCUUGCAAGCAGUUGUUGAUUAUUUUACUGACCAAGAAUGGUGCUCAAGCUGCGAGAACGUAGCGAAGUUCAUUGCUUGCAGAGUCUCGGAGGAUUUGAAUUGCAUCCGGACUGUUGAAUGUGUUUCAGAAGAUAGUUCUCGUUGUAGGCAACUUAGGAGCGCCAUUGCCUAUCAAACCAUGCUUUUUUGUUUUGACGGAGCCAACAAUGGAGAAGAGAUCCUCAAAUCACUUGAUGCAAUUAACUUGAAACACAAAAGCUGUGAUUUCUUCAAACUCUACAUUCACUUGGUCUUGGCAAAGAAUUGGAUUUUGUCCAACAACUCUGUUGAAGACAAUGAAGUAAUCCAUGAGAUGUUCUGUUCUUUUCUUAGAAAUUGUUCUACCUUUAUUUCACCAACUGACCUACGAUCUUAUGCGUCAGAGGUUCGUCAUAAGGCUUCAUAUCUUCUGAAUUUCUCCGUCUGAAAAUGAUUAUGGUACAAGGUAUCUUCAGUAUCAUGGCGAAUGUCAAGUUGUUGCUACUUGUUGACUGACAUGAAUCAAGAUAUCUUGCACAGCAUUGUAGGAUAUAAUUGUAACAUCACGGAAAAAUUCGCUGGCUUGUCUGUGUACAUUAAGGUCCAGGUGCAUCUUAGGUUAAAAUUGAAGUGUGCUUUCUCUGGUGUCUUUUGUGCCCUCUACUUCUAUUCUGGACAACUCUCCCAAGUUUAUAAUAGACUACAAUGAGGAAGGUUUGAGUUUUGAAGGGGAAAAAUACUCUGAUUGGACUCAUCUUUGUUGAUUCUAAGUUUUAACUUCAGGAUUUGUAUUCUUGUUGGAUUUUAAACCCGUAUUUAGAUUCAUUAUGAUACUGUCUGUUUCUUUUGGAGAGUCAGACUUUGUUUAUCUAAUUGCCAUAUGAUUAGUCGGAUAUUCUUGCAUUUCUUGCUGUUUCAAUUUUUGUUUGUUGGUCAUUGUUGUUGAGGAAAGUAGAGGAAGUGAAGUUGAAGAAAAAUGUUAUGCUUUACUAGCGAAAAGACCGGCAUUAAUGUGUCUGUUAUUCCA
Molecule: messenger RNA, 2053 nt
Organism: Medicago truncatula (barrel medic)
Lineage: Eukaryota; Viridiplantae; Streptophyta; Magnoliopsida; Fabales; Fabaceae
Exons: 13
Coding region: 107-1474 (455 amino acids)
Source: RefSeq, a predicted model, not a curated record